GUGAGCUUCAACAAUAAUAGCACAGCUCUAUAUUACAUUACUAGAAGGCUACAACCCAUAAUUUACUGUCGCUUCUCUGCAGGAUUGCAGGGUGAUGAUGACGUUUGGACAACUAUCUAUCAUUUGGUUUCCUCGUGACUACAGACAGACCCCUCAUUCUCUCACCUUUCCUACAAAUUAAAUCUAUCUUUUGGCCACCCACUUUCAAUAACUCUAUAUUUCUUGGCCCGAUUUCCGAAUACAGAGGAGGCUCGAGAGUGAACCAGAAAUGAACAGCGUGGACCUGGGAAGAUGCAAACGCAUCGUACAGUACCUCUGGGACCCUGAGCCCAAAAACGAUGAAGAGCCUAGUUCACCUAUAUGGUGCCUGGGUAAGGAAUAUACUCGGCAUUUACCAGUGACUACACCAAAAAGCGACACCAGGCCACAAAUUCCCGCUUUCGAAGAGGGUGGGCGUGAUUCAGAGGACCUCGCACAAGACGCAACAACACAGACCUAUGAGACAGCCCUUGGGUGGCCCAAAGCAUUCGUAUGCGAUUUCGAGUCGAGGAUUUGGAUAACAUAUAGAUCCAACUUCGUCCCAAUAUCGAGACCCCAGAGCCACGACGCGAACCCAAACAUGACACUGAGUGUGCGGUUGAGAAGCCAGCUCAUGGACUCACAAGGCUUCACGUCUGACACGGGAUGGGGCUGUAUGAUUAGAUCUGGUCAAAGUCUCCUUGCAAAUGGCCUUUCUUCUUUGCUGUUGGGACGCGAUUGGCAGCGAGGGAUGAAAGCCGACGAGGAAAUGCGACUGCUAUCUUUGUUUGCUGAUUGCCCGGAUGCGCCAUUUUCAAUACAUCGUUUUGUCGAGCUCGGUGCGGAGCGUUGCGGCAAGUAUCCCGGGGAAUGGUUUGGACCCUCGGCAACCGCACUCUGUAUACAGGCGCUCUGCGAGCAAUGCCAGGAACCGAAACUCGGAGUAUAUGUCUCUAAUGAGAACGCGAACGUUUAUCAAGACAAGCUCAUGGACAUCGCUCGGGACGAUGCUGGAUGUAUUCGACCCACACUUAUCCUUCUAGGCACCAGACUGGGCAUUGAUCAUAUCACUCCUGUAUACUGGGAUGCACUUAAAGCCGCUUUACAGUACCCUCAAUCAGUGGGAAUAGCAGGAGGGCGCCCAUCAGCGUCGCACUACUUCGUUGGGGUUCAAGGAUCGCAUCUUUUCUACCUCGAUCCUCACCACACCCGACCUGCCUUGCCUCAUCGCCCGGCCCAUGAGCUUUACACUGAAGAAGAGCGUGACACGUAUCAUACUCGGCGUUUGCGGAGGAUACAUAUCAAAGAUAUGGAUCCAAGUAUGUUACUUGGUUUUCUUAUAAGGAAUGAAGAAGACUGGGAAGAUUGGAAGAAACGCGUUGAGGCCGGCCGAGGAAAGCCGAUUAUACAUAUUCUCAGUUACAUGCAGCCGGAUUACGGCCUUGGUCGGGAAGAGGCACUCGAUGAAGUUGAAGCUCUAGAUGAUAUCGACGGUAUGGAGUAAACAUUUGAAGUUGACUACCAUUGGAACAAUGUUAUUCUUAAUUGUCACUUUGAGUAAGAUUCAUACUCGUUGCUCCUAUUCGGAUCCACAUGAACAUGCGAUGAGAGUACUACUUAGUAGUCAAUGGUAUUCCGAAUUCUGGUAGGGGUGAGACCGCGCAACCAACCCCAGAUCCGAGUUAUGUUACACCGCAUUCACAUCUUGAAAUAACAACCAUGAAAGACAUUGGGCCCAGGAAAAAAGAGAACAAAACAGAUAUAGCAAAGCCAUCCCAUGACACAUUAAAAAAAAA
Aspergillus glaucus CBS 516.65 is the source of this 1814-nucleotide messenger RNA. Its product is annotated as cysteine protease ATG4. The transcript is spliced from 6 exons. Gene Ontology annotation, molecular function: protein-phosphatidylethanolamide deconjugating activity. NCBI's taxonomy places the organism in Eukaryota, Fungi, Ascomycota, Eurotiomycetes, Eurotiales, Aspergillaceae. Bases 269 to 1522 code for a protein of 417 amino acids. The record is from RefSeq and is a predicted model, not a curated record.